UCAGUCGAGCCGUGGCAGGCGUAGAGUCAGUAGUGAAUGUCAGUUUGUCGUGCAGAUCGGCCCUUUAAAAUACGCACAAUCGUCCUUGCAUUCUUCAGAUGACAACUAGAACCGAACCGGAAGCCUAACUUAAAUUUUUUCACAUUACACUUCUAUAAUUAACAAGUUUGGUAGGUGUUUGAAGCUUUCCGACCCCGAAAUAGGUUUUGUUGUGGAGAUACAGGAGGCAUGGUGGAAAUCCACGUGGUAGAUAGUCUAUCCACCCUAAUAUAGAUGUUCAGUGAAUGCCCUCGUACGAAUAAAAGUGGGUGACUAUGAGUUCCCAGUCACCGUCGGCCAUCGUUGAUAAGACUACAUCAGAUUAUUAUCACGGUAAAAAAGAACCUGUAAACAUAGUUUUGUUGGUGGUGUGUGUGUUGUGUAUUUCUGGUAGUGUUUACAACGCAUGGCGGCAGUCCUAUUUCGAGGAGAAAUUAAGAAAUCUGGAGGAAAGGGUAUACUCCAUGAAGGCGAGCUCCUUCGAAGUUAUUGCUAGUAGGAUAAGGAGGGAAAAUUUAUCUCAUCUUAAUAGGAGGAUUAGGAGGGAUUCUUACCAGAUGCAUUCUGGCGGUACGAGAUCCUCGAGGGAUACUCCUGAAUGUGUUUGUCCUGCAGGUCCUCCAGGACCCCCUGGUCCCACGGGUCCUCCUGGCAAGCGGGGUCGGAAGGGUAAGAAGGGAGACGUCGGAGAAGCUGGGGCAGCUGGUCCUGCUGGAACACCAGGCAAAAAUGGCUUUCCGGGAGACAGAGGGCAAAAGGGCGAAAUGGGAUAUAUGGGUACAAAUGGCGUUCGUGGAUAUCCAGGAUUCCCGGGCCCAAUUGGUUUAGAUGGCCCAAAAGGUGAUGCUGGUCGGCCUGGAGAAAAGGGACAAAAAGGAGAGUCGGGAAGCGCUGGAAUCGAUAUACUUCAAGCUGUUAAGCCUGGAAGGGGAUUGAAAAGAUCUGUUACUACACUUCGUGGAGGGACGCUGGGAUAUGCAGAGAUUGUUGCUGUCAAGGGACUGCAAGAAAGGGGCCAUAACAUAAGCGGUGAAACAAUCAUCACGUUAAAAGGGGAGCCUGGUGAACCUGGACCACCAGGACCGCCUGGUCCGCCCGGUCCAGAAGGAUUGGCUGGACAUGAUGGAAGACAGGGUAUGACUGGAGAAGCAGGUCCCCCAGGGGAAAAAGGGGAGCCAGGUCCAAUAGGACCUAUAGGACCGCCAGGAAUAGACGGUGUACAAGGACCAAAGGGUGAUAAAGGAGAUAAAGGAGAACGUGGGCUAACUACAACAUUGACUGGAGAUCAGUUUCCGACAGGCAUCAUAGAAGGACCGCCAGGACCUCCUGGACCUCCAGGUGAGAAAGGCGAAGCCGGCCCAAUAGGUCCUCCAGGAUCACCUGGUGAGAAAGGAGCUCGAGGGCGUCGAGGAAAACGGGGUCGAGACGGAGAUGCUCUGGGUCAAGGACCUCCUGGUCCACCAGGUCGUAGAGGCUUACCCGGUCCUAAAGGUGAUAGGGGCUUUAUUGGUCUGACAGGCUUUCCAGGUCCCAAAGGUGAUAUGGGGUUAACAGGCCCAGCAGGUGAACCUGGAAUAAACGGAGAACAGGGUCUACAAGGUCCUCCAGGAUUACCCGGUAUGACUGGACCAAAGGGAGAAAAAGGCGAAUACGGAGACAUUGGACCACCAGGCCUUAUGGGUCCACCGGGUCUCCCAGGACCACCUGGUUAUCCCGGACAGAAGGGUGAAAAAGGAGAUAAGGGAGAUUCUAAAUACAAAAAAUUACGUCGAAGACAGUUUCAGGGAGAUGCCGCUGGUGAAUUUUAUGGAGGCAGUGAAAUGAUAAUUGGUCCUCCAGGACCCCCUGGCGAACCUGGAAUACCAGGCCUUCAAGGACCCCCAGGAAUUAAGGGCGACCGAGGAAUAGAUGGUAUCAAAGGAGAACCUGGUGAAAAAGGAACGAAAGGUGAUCCAGGACCUAUGGGUUUACCGGGUCCCAUGGGUCUCAGAGGUGAAGACGGACGACCAGGUGGUUAUGGCAGGCCAGGACCAGUGGAGGAGAAUAAUUGGUGACUUCAAGAAAAAUACUCAAACUUGUUCAUCUGAUUUGUCAUCGAACGAAACGUUGUAUUAUUCAAAGAAUUUCCAAUGAUUUGCUUGGAGGCUUUCAACCAGAGAUCUCAAUUUCAAUAAAAUAAUAUAUUUUUCUUCCAUGACAUGAGCUAAGUGAACCUCAGUCCUCUUAGACUUAUUGAAACUUCUUUGGCACGAUUGAAGAUAUAGUUGUUGUAAUAAUAUUACAUAUUAUGUAAUAGGCUGAAACCCUGAAAUACCGCCUAGUAUUAUUAUACUUCUGUUCUGAACAGCAAGGGUAAUUCAAGUAUUAUUAUUAUUAUUACAUUUACUUAUAAAUAUACAUGCGUUGUAAAAUACCACUAUUUUAAUAUUUAUUAGGUGAAAAAUACCAAAUCGAUGCUGCAAGCUUUCAUCGAUAUAGAAAAAAAAAUCGAAAUGGAAAAAAUGAUAGUGUUAAUUUUUAUUUUAUCCUUAAUAUAUAAUUUUUUCUCUAAUAAUUAAUAAUUUUUUACGUUAAUUACAAUCAUUGAUGAAAACUUGUUGAAAUCGAACAAUAUUCAAAAUAUCAGAACGUCCAUCUAGUACUUAAAUACAUAAGUGUCUACGAAGGUUUGAAAUCCUUUGUUACCAAUUAAGGGUCCUUAUAUGUAUGGUAAAGAGCGAUUUUUAUAUAGAAAUAUAUUAUGUCAUCAUAACAAGUUAAAUAAGAUUUUUGUAAAAAGUUUUUCAAUAUCAUCUCUUCAAGAACAUAUAUUGUAACAUACAAAUAUUGACCUAAAAUUUUAUAGAUGUAUCAUCAAUUUAUAGAUUAUUUCAUGUGAAAUUCAUAAUUUCGAAUAUGUGACUCAAGCGAAUGUUUGUAAAAUUGAUAACUUGUAAAAUAUAAUUCCAGUUGGACUAAGACUAUAAGCUUGUUGUAUCAUUAUCGACAUGUACGAACUCAAUGUAUGUGCAUGCGCAAGAUAUUAAAUUAGCUUUCUUUACUACUA
Coccinella septempunctata (seven-spotted ladybird) is the source of this 3085-nucleotide messenger RNA. RefSeq names its product collagen alpha chain CG42342. The coding region runs from base 315 to 2093 and encodes 592 amino acids. NCBI's taxonomy places the organism in Eukaryota, Metazoa, Arthropoda, Insecta, Coleoptera, Coccinellidae. The record is from RefSeq and is a predicted model, not a curated record. The transcript has 22 exons.